This is a messenger RNA of Mobula hypostoma (lesser devil ray), 1957 nucleotides long. It is a transcript of the gene kcnip4a, whose product is annotated as potassium voltage-gated channel interacting protein 4a. Gene Ontology annotation, cellular component: voltage-gated potassium channel complex. NCBI's taxonomy places the organism in Eukaryota, Metazoa, Chordata, Chondrichthyes, Myliobatiformes, Myliobatidae. Gene Ontology annotation, molecular function: potassium channel regulator activity; calcium ion binding. The record is from RefSeq and is a predicted model, not a curated record. The transcript has 9 exons. Bases 254 to 1003 code for a protein of 249 amino acids. Gene Ontology annotation, biological process: regulation of potassium ion transmembrane transport.
UGUCUUUAGCUGUGAAUGAACAUGUCAAAAUUAAAAUUCCACUGAGCAGUAGAAUAAUAACAUCACAGCAAGUACCCUGCAGAGUGUUGACAAAAGAAAUCUUCUAGCUUUGUAUGAACCUUUAUCUCUGCUUUCAAACUGUGCUUUGAUUUUUUUUAUUCACUGUAUCACAAGCAAGACAUAAACAUUAGCCACACUCUCCGUGUCUGUGGAGAGCACUGGCUGCAAUUUUUCUGAUUAAAUAAUACCGAAGAUGGGGGCUCUGAUGGGUACUUUAUCAAUCCAGACGAAAGAAAGGAAUCGUCGUAAAGGUUUCACCUAUACACAGAAUGCUACCAGGCGCAGCUUAAAAGAGCGUCUCAGGAAGCUCUUCCCCUGUUCUGUUGCCAAAAAGUCAUCUACCAAUGUUCAAAGCAAUGUUGAGGAUGAGUUGGAAAUGGCUACUGUCUGCCAUCGUCCCGAAGGGCUGGAGCAACUUGAGGCACAAACUAAGUUCACAAAAAAAGAACUUCAGAUCCUCUAUAGGGGUUUCAAAAAUGAAUGUCCCAGUGGGAUAGUCAAUGAAGAGACAUUCAAAGAGAUUUAUGCACAGUUCUUUCCCCAGGGUGAUGCAACCACGUAUGCACAUUUUCUGUUUAAUGCCUUUGACACAGAUCACAAUGGUUCAGUAAGUUUUGAGGAUUUUGUCCUGGGUCUUUCUGUUUUACUUCGUGGAUCAAUACAAGAUAAACUAAAAUGGGCUUUCAAUUUAUAUGACAUAAAUAAGGACGGAUAUGUAACAAAGGAGGAAAUGUUGGACAUCAUGAAAUCUAUUUAUGAUAUGAUGGGAAAAUACACUUACCCUGUUCUUAGAGAAGAAACACCCAGGCAGCAUGUUGAAUUUUUUUUCCAGAAAAUGGAUAAAAAUAAAGAUGGAGUAGUGACCAUUGAUGAAUUCAUUGAUACCUGCCAAAAAGAUGAGAAUAUCAUGAAAUCCAUGCAACUCUUUGAAAAUAUUAUUUAAUGAAAUCAACAAUCAAGCACUUUAAAGGACAGCAUCAAAGAUUCUAUACAAAAGGAGUGACUGUGAUCAAUGGAGGAACCACUACCACUAUAAUAGAACUCAGCAAUAUGUUGAGCAGAUGUAUUAUGCAAGUCAGCUUUGUUCAGAGUAAAGCCUUCAACUAGUAAAUAUUUUUUAGAGUUAUGAACAUAGCCAAUGUCAUAACAUUGAAUUCCUUUAAUUUGAAACAAAAAAUUGAGUUAAUUGCACAAGUAAAAUGCAUGCUUUCAUAAUCUGGCAAAGGACCAUCCUAAAAAUGAUAAUGACUAAAUAAUGGUCAUUUUACUAGUUUUGACUUCGGUGGAUGGGAAGAGUGUGUGUGUGUGUGUGUGUGUGUGUGUGUGUGUGUGUGUGUGAGUGUGUGUGUGUGUGUGUGUGUGUGUGUGCAAAUGUGCGUGUGUGUGUGUGUGUGUGUGUGUGUGUGUGUGUGUGUGUGCGCGUGUGUGCAUGUGUGUAAGCACGCGUGCAUGCACCUGGUGUGAAUGUGUGCAUGUGUAUAUGGCUUCGAAACACAGCACUUCUAAUUUGCUGCAGACUGUUUGGCAAAUUGAAAUAAGCAGCACCUGAACCAAACAUGAUACAAAAGCCCAUUUAAAUGUAAUUUUAAUGAAACUUAGGGCAGUGUCAAAAAUAAAGGACAAAUGCAAUGUAACAUACUAUCCAUUUGUACAUCACUUUCUUAACUAGAGUAAUCACGAUACCUUUUAUUGGCAAAGUCAGAGUUAUUCAACUAUUUCAGAUAUACAGAUAGAAUGCUAAGACACGUCCAAGCUAAUCUGCUCUGGUUUAGUUACAAUGUACUGUCUGAGGAGCAGCAUGGCCCCAUUACAUCUUCAAUUUAUGACAGUGUCUUUGUGUAUUAAUGUGUACAUUUUGUAACAAAACAGCCCACAAAAAAUAAAGAGAGAAAGUUUA